Messenger RNA from Formica exsecta, 448 nucleotides. RefSeq lists its product as uncharacterized. The annotation marks the transcript as partial. The transcript has a single exon. Lineage: Eukaryota; Metazoa; Arthropoda; Insecta; Hymenoptera; Formicidae. The record is from RefSeq and is a predicted model, not a curated record.
AGAGGAGAAUUGCAAGGGGACACGUGGUGAUAGUUUGAAAUCUCAGCUGGAAUGGGAGCCAAGGCAAGCACCGUAGCACAAUCCGCUGGUGGCAACGGUCAAUCCUCCACUGGGGCCAAUGAGACCACAAUGCAGGGUUUCUCCAUGCUCCGUUCCCUGCCUGGUGGUGUGGGCAUGCUGCAGCAUCAGCAUCAGCAGGCUAAUCAGUCGCAGAACACACGUGUGUCCGGGGAUAGUAGACAGCGUGCACGCUCUUUGAGUUCCGUUCCUGAUCUCUCCUCCUCUGAGCAGGCCGGUCUCUCUACCUCGGUAGGGGUUGGUGUCGCAGGGGUUGGAGUUGGACCCCUUGGCCUGCCGCAACUGAUCCCGGAUUCCGACGACACGGAUGAGGAGAGUGGUCGCGUUUACGCCGCUCAUAGCUUGCCUUCGCACAUUUGGUCCCUUAACG